AUGACUUCAAAAUAAGAUAAGCCAAAUAGAUUUGACGAAUUAAUAGAAAUAGAUGGAUUAAAAAAUAAUAACUUUCUUUGCUUCAACUUCAAGCCAAAUUAGUUGAUGAAUACAUCGCUCACUUUAAAAAAUAUAUCCAGAAAUAAAAUAUAUUAUAAGUUCAAAACUAAUAAUCCAAAGUGUUUUUCUGUUCAACCAAACUAAAAAGAAAUUCAUCCAAAUUGCGAUGUAAUUGUCGAAUUUACAAUGCAACCAAGAAGAGAAUACAACUAAAUAACAGGAGAUAAAUUUUAGAUAGAUGUUGCUGAACUCACUGAAUAAAUUCUCCAAGAAGGGCAAGAUGUUAGCGACAUUUUGAAAAAGCAUGUUUAGGGUAAUAAAAAGGUAGAUGUUUUUCUUGUAAGUUAGUAAUAAUAGAAUGAAAAAAUAGUUGAUUUUAGCUUUGAAGGAAAUGUCACUUAACGCGAAAACAGUUUAAUGAACAGUUCAAAGUUGUAUGCUUCAGUAAAUGCAAAUGAAGAGGAAAAAAGACUCAACGAAGCUCUUAAUAAGGCAAAGAGUGAAAAUUAAAUUUUAGCUUAAUAAAAUAAAGAUUUAGAAAAGAAAGUCAAAGAGCUAUAGAAGAUUCAGCAAGCAAGUAAUUAGGAAGCCAACUUUACUAUGUUCCAUGUUAUUAUAGUAGCAAUAAUAGCAUUAAUUGCUGGUGCUUUCUUAGCAAAAUGA
Molecule: messenger RNA, 723 nt
Organism: Tetrahymena thermophila SB210
Lineage: Eukaryota; Ciliophora; Oligohymenophorea; Hymenostomatida; Tetrahymenidae
Product: MSP (major sperm protein) domain protein
Exons: 8
Biological process (GO): endoplasmic reticulum membrane organization
Cellular component (GO): plasma membrane; endoplasmic reticulum membrane
Source: RefSeq, a predicted model, not a curated record